AUGUUGCAGGUCAGCAACCACAUAAAAAAGUGUUUUCUUUUGCUAGGGCUUUUGAAUGUGAUUUACUUUACGGUAUAUCUUCUAAAAUCGCAGACUGGUAGCUGGGACGGACUAAUAAAUACUGAGCCCGAAAACUUGAAUGUUGAUCUUGAACAACAAACAGAUCCUCAACAUGAUGGCCACGACUACGAGCAAGAGAUACAGAAACUUCUAGAUGAAGUUGCAGAGAAUAAGGACAAUAAGCAUUGGCUCCAUAAUACCCAAUUAAUUCAUACAUCCAUCGACAUAAACCCGCAAGAUUUCCUCAACGAUACGACCAGUAAGUCUGCCUGGCGCAACAAAAACACCCUAUUUUUCGACCCGCGGGUGACAUUGGCAUUAUAUCUCAAUCAUAUUCGUCACCAAUUUGAGCUCCCCGAAUCGAACCAAAACCAGAUUCUGGUUCCUUUUGCAUGGUCAGAUUGGAUAGAUUUGACCGGUUUGAACGCCGACUUGGAGAAACCAUUGGACCAAAGAAACAAUUGUAAAUGGGUACGGGAGUUUUCCAUCAUCGAGAGUAGCGUACCUGAUGAGGUGUUGCAGUGCUGCGAUAACAAAGACAUUACUCCAAGAAUGCUAGAGCAGUUUGGGUUCCAGCGCCACGAGCAACUCCCUGGAUUCAUAACAUACGGACACUCCGUGAAGAGAGCUUUCCAGAAAGUGCGUUUGGCCCAGGCCAAGUCGUAUGCAUUGACCCAUAUGCCCAACCCAUAUCUGAUCUUGUUCUUGAACAAAGAUGGGGGCACAUACGAAGUACUGGUCGAUGGAAACGAGGAAACGAACGGCAGAAUUGUCAACACCGGUAUGAUGAACGAGUUCGUGCACCGAAAUCUUCCGAAAGACUCCAAGACUGUGCCCGAUAAAUGGACAUUUGAUCCAGUGACAGAAUUCAAGGCAUUGAAAAAGGCAGUAAAGCCUCAUAUCCUAGCUCCAGAAGACGAUGUGCUAGGCAUGUAUAAGACUACUCACAAGAAGGGCACCUCGAAAGCACUCCCGCUUCCUGCCGAGGCCUUUGACUAUACCGCAGCAAACCUUAGUCGUCAACGCAUUCUUUUACAGAGAUUAGCAGGCCAGAAAGACCUCACGAAACGAGAAUAG
Molecule: messenger RNA, 1137 nt
Organism: Meyerozyma guilliermondii ATCC 6260
Lineage: Eukaryota; Fungi; Ascomycota; Pichiomycetes; Serinales; Debaryomycetaceae
Exons: 1
Coding region: 1-1137 (378 amino acids)
Source: RefSeq, a predicted model, not a curated record